This is a messenger RNA of Aricia agestis (brown argus), 1756 nucleotides long. Its product is annotated as transmembrane protein 68. The transcript is spliced from 6 exons. Gene Ontology annotation, cellular component: membrane. The record is from RefSeq and is a predicted model, not a curated record. The coding region runs from base 213 to 1364 and encodes 383 amino acids. Gene Ontology annotation, molecular function: acyltransferase activity. Lineage: Eukaryota; Metazoa; Arthropoda; Insecta; Lepidoptera; Lycaenidae.
UCACCUAGAGAUUCGCCAAUUUUUAAUAUAUAUUUGAAAAUAAUCUAACAAAACAUAGGUACUGUUUUGUUGGCGCGUAUAGAUGAAUAGUACGUAUAGAAUUAGCUUGUUAACUUAACGUGCCCUCCACAAACUCGGUGGUAUUUAAAGUUGACGUUAUUUACAUGUAAACAAGGUAUCGGUGCUGCUCACUGAUCUAAUGGACAAAUAAAAUGAGUUUUCUGUCGUAUUUCGUCGGUAAUUACACAGCAAGCAUAUACGAUGUUAUUGUGGAGUACGUGGACACGGAGUACAGCCUGUGGCUGACGUGGGUGCUGACGCCGGUGGUGGUGACCUUCCUGCUGCCCGCCGUCAUCAUCGUGCUCAUCUACGCCAGCAGCGUCAUCUACCAUGUCUACCGUCUGUACAGGCACCGCAUCGUGGACGGCGUCCAGACGGACUGGCGGCAGGCGGCACUGCUGGCCAUCUGCGCGCUGUGGGACGCGCACGGCUGGCUCUGGCACGGUUACGAGAUCCGCGGGCUGGAGCACCUCCCCGCGGGCCCGUUCCUGGUGAUCUACUACCACGGCGCGCUGCCGGUGGACAUGUACUACUUCAUCGCGCGCAUGCUGCUGGCGCGCAGCACGCACGUGCACACCGUCGCCGACCGCUUCCUGUUCCGCAUCCCGGGCUGGGCGGCGCUGCUGGACGCGCUGUGCGUCAUCCCCGGCACGGUGGCGGAGUGCGCCGGCGUGCUGCGCGCCGGACACCCGCUCGCCAUCGCGCCCGGCGGCGUCUACGAGGCGCAGUUCGGCGACCACAACUACAAGCUCUUCUGGAAGUCGCGAUACGGCUUCGCCAAGGUGGCGCUGGAGGCGAAGGUGCCGAUCGUGCCGAUGUUCACGCAGAACGUGCGCGAGGCGUUCCGCACGGUGGGCUGGCUGCGCGGCGCGUGCCUGCGCGCGUACGCCGCCACGCGCGUGCCGCUGGCGCCCGUGUACGGCGGCUUCCCCGUCAAGCUCGUCACGCACCUCGGCCCGCCCGUGCCCUACGACCCCGCCGACACGCCGCAGCAGCUCCAGCAGAAGGUGGCGCGCGCGGUGGAGAAUCUGAUCGAGGAGCACCAGCGCAUCCCCGGCAACAUCUUCUACGGCCUGCUGGAGCGCGUGUGCGAGCUGCCCAAGCCGGGGAGGACCAAGAAAACUGACACCAACGGCUUCUGCCAGAACGGAGUAACAAAGAGCGGCAAGGACGACGGGCGGGAAAGAGACAGCGCGGGCGACGCGAGAGCUAAAGAGAGCGCGGGCGAUGCGUGCGAGCGAGACAACGCUGGCGACAACCGUGGCGUAACCACGGGCGGGAGGGAGAAGGCGAAAGUGUCGUAAUGUCGCGCGGGCGACCGCAGGACCGAGUGACAGUGACGUGCUCCCGUGGUCGGGCGCCCGCCGCGGCCCGGUGUCGGUGUAGAUUGUACAAAUACAGCAUUUUACGAAUUUACGUUGACUUAGACUUAAGCGGUGAUAUGUAGCUGCGGUGAUAUAGGAGCAUUUUAUAUUUAUUAUAAUAUAUGUAUCUACUGACUGAAGUACAAGAAUUUCCUAACCGAGUCGGGGAAAUCCAGAGGAGCGGAUUUUUUCAAAGCGGGUGUAACAUAUAAAAACUGCUAGCGGGGUCGCAAAGACCUUGUGCAAUAUAAUAUCUACUUGCCCGUUUUGCACUCACCACAAUCCGCGAUGUUACAAACCAAAUAUAAGCCAAUAUAUUUAAUAUUGUAAUG